Lethenteron reissneri (Far Eastern brook lamprey) is the source of this 12057-nucleotide messenger RNA. Its product is annotated as pappalysin-1-like. Lineage: Eukaryota; Metazoa; Chordata; Hyperoartia; Petromyzontiformes; Petromyzontidae. Gene Ontology annotation, biological process: proteolysis; cell surface receptor signaling pathway. The record is from RefSeq and is a predicted model, not a curated record. Gene Ontology annotation, molecular function: protein binding; metalloendopeptidase activity.
AGAGGGGGGGGGGGUAACCGGUGCUAUAGUGGUGCUGGUGGUGGUGUUCGUAGUAGUGGGGUGGUGGUCGUGGUGGAUUUUCGGAGCUGGUGGUUCCAGUGAGACCGGAGCACGCUGCGCCUUGUCAACGGAGCGAGGGGGGAGCACACACGGUGGCGAAUGUGGCGUGUUUACUCUAUUUCUGGGCAUGUUAUGAUAAUUGUUGGUGUUGUUAGUUGGUGGUGGUGAUGGUGGGAAGGAGGGAGGGGGGAAUUCGGUAUAUAUAUAUUUUUGAAAUCGCUAACUCGGCCGCUUUCCAACACGGAGCGCUCAUAAGUGACUGUCGCGACCGGCUGGACUGUUUUAAUGUUUACAGACUCGCGCAUUCGGUACCUUUAGUAGACCGGCCACACGACGACUAACACACACACACUUUACAUUAUUACAGAACGGGUGCUUGCUAUUGUGAAGAAUUAACAGGGUAGUGUUGUGUGUGUUUUUAUUUUCACUUAUAUAUUUUUUCCACUCAAUGUAAUCCGCCGCAGCUGCGUUUAACGUCGUAUACUUAAAAACAAAUCCAAGCCUCUUCCGAAAAAAAAAAUCACACCCGUGUUUUAAUUUACUCACCCAAGCUUUUGCAUCCGAGCGUUGAGCCUUCGGGGCAACUUCAACUUGGCUCGCAGAGCAAUCUCUAAGUAACGCUUUAACCGCCUGUUUACACGGGUCAGAGCUGGUAAUACAGACAUCAAAAAGCAUUAGUCUUGGCUCAUCACCACCACCACCACCAACCACCACCACGACGACUACCGUCACCAUCACGCUCGCUGCCGGCCGAGCAGAACGACGACGAGGCUCGCCGCUCUCUUUACCGACCCCCCAAAAUCCUGGAGGCGACAUCGCCAUGCGGACAUCGUCGGCGUCGGCGCCGUCGUCAUGUAACGCCUGCAAGGGUCUUCUCGUGGGCAUCGUCCUCCUCCUGCUGACUCUCGCCGCUCCGGGCGGCUCUCUGGGCUGCGAGACGCGGCUGUCCCGCGGCCGUCGCUCGCUCCACCACCACCACCACCCGCUGAGCCGCUAUCCUCGCCACUCGCCCAGGGGACACAGGCCCGAGCCGCACUCCGUCACGGCGGCGGCGGACGCGGCGACGCGCGGACACCGUCAUCCGCACGCUGUGUCGCUCUACUUCUCUGGCAGGCGGGAGCAGCUGAAGAGGCGCGCAAGCCGCGUGCCGGGAGGGCUUCCCAGGUCCGCGUUCACCGUGGAAGUCUGGGCCAGUCCCGAGGGAGGGCAGAACAACCCCGCGGUUAUAGCCGGGCUCUUCGACGACUGCUUUUACGGCCGACACGACAAGGGAUGGUCGCUCGGCAUCGUCCACGUAAACCCUGCCGGGACGCAUCACGGCGGCGCCCCGACCUCAUCCGCCGCCGCGGCCGCUCACCCCCCGGCCCGCUCUCGCUACUUCUUCUCCCUGAACGCCGACAACUCGCGCUCGGCCACGACGCUCGCGUCGCCCCUGCGCUACGUCCCCGACGCGUGGACCCACCUGGCCGCCACCUACGACGGCCGGCGGCUCGGCCUCUUCGUGAACGGCGCGCGGGUCGCCAGGUCGCGCGUGUCGGGCCGCGCGGGGCCGCUCUUCACCCCCGAGGUGGCCAUCUGUAAGACGCUGGUGGUGGGCGGCGACAACGCGCGAGGCGAGCGCGCCUACCGCGGCUUCCUGAGCGGCCUGCGACUCUGGCGGCGGGCGCUCGGCUCCGGCGAGAUCCGCGCGUGGGCCGAGCGAGGCGUCCGCUCGAGCGGCGGCGCUGCGCCCGUGGCGGACGUCGUGGGCGGCGGCGACGACUUCGACGCGCUCAAGGUCGGCUGGCUCACGGUCAAGGGGGGCGCCUACCCCCGCGUCCAGUCGGUGCAGGCGAGCGAGGCCGGCGACGGCGGCGGCGCGGAGACGACGGCCGGGGCGGCGGUGUCGUCCGCCGGGCCGGUGCUCGUGCCGCCGCCGUGCGGGCAGACGGUGUGUGACAACGUCCACGUCAUCUCCGGAUACAAUGGCUACUGGCCGCUGCGCGAGCCCAAGGUGGUGCGCUACCGCCUGGUGAACAUCUACGAGGCCCCCGGUGAAAACCCGACGGUCAGCCGCGAGCAGAUCGAGGACCAGCACCGCGUGCUCAACCAGGCCUUCCAAAGGUACAACAUCUCCUGGGAGCUCACCGUCGUGGACGUUGUCAAUGCCUCGCUGCGCCAGCGCAUCAUCCUAGCCAACUGCGAGCACGCCAAGGUGGGCAAUCAGAACUGUGACCCCGAGUGCAGCCACCCCUUGACCGGCUACGAUGGAGGCGACUGCCAGCCGCUCUCCGGCCACUACCCAUCGUCCUCCUCCUCCUCGUCGUCGUCGUCGUCGGGACACGCGGCCGACUGCAAUUUGGAAAUGAUGGAGAACGGCGUUUGCGACCCCGAGUGCAACACGGCGAAGAACGCGUUCGACAACGGAGACUGCUGCGAGCAAUUCUCCGACAACAUGACGAGGACCUGCUUCGAUCCCGAGUCGCCCAACAGGAUCUACCUGGACGUGAAGGAGCUCAAGGAGAUCCUGAGGCUCAACGGCUCGACGCAUCUCAACAUCUACUUCGCCAACUCCGUGGGCGAGGAUCUGGCCGGAGUGGCUACUUGGCCUUGGGAUAAGGAAGCUCUCACCCACCUUGGUGGCGUGGUGCUCAAUCCCACGUACUAUGGCAAGGCCGGACACACGCACACCAUCAUCCACGAGCUGGGCCACAACCUGGGACUGUACCACGUCUUCCGGGGGGUGUCGGAGACCGAAUCCUGCAACGACCCCUGCCAGGAGACCACCCCGUCGCUGGAGAAGGGGGACCUCUGCGCCGACACGGCCCCCACGCCGCAGAAUAAGCUGUGCCACGACCCGGAGCCUCGCAACGACACCUGCAACCAGCGCUACUUUCAGCACACGCCGUUCAACAACUACAUGAGCUAUGCCGACGAUGGCUGCACCAACUCUUUCACGCCGAACCAGGUGGCACGCAUGCACUGCUACCUGGACCUGGUGUACGAGGGCUGGCGGCUGGACCGCGCUCCCCUCCCCGUGCCGAUGCCGCCGACCCCCGCCGCCCACGAUGAGGGCUCGCUCAUCCUGCAGUGGAUGCCCCCCAUCAACGGCCACGUCUUCCAGAGAGAAGUGGGAUCUGCGUGCGACCUGUGCGGAGAGGAUGGGCGGCUCACGCAGUUCGCCCACUCCGCCUCGUCGCCCCGCGCCUGCGACCCCUCAGGACACUGGAGCCCGAAGGAAGCGGAGGGUCCCCCGGAUGUGGAGAGGCCGUGUGAGGUCAGCCUGCGCACGUGGAGCCCCGAGUCGCGCUACAGCCAGCGCACGCCGUCGGGGACGUGCCCGCAGCCGUCCGGCUGCGUCCUGGAGCUCUCCUUCAGCCUGCCCACCCUCCCCGAGCUCCUCACCAUCUGGGUCACCUACAUCUUCCUGCACAACUCCCACCCCAUCAAGGACCUGGUCAUCCUCACGGCCGACGGGAGGAACAAGUCGCUGGGACCCCAGACGGUGUUCUGCGACGUCCCGCUGACGGUGCGCCUGGACUGGCUGCUGGCGCCGGUGGAAUCGGUUCGCAUCCACACGGUAGACGAGAAGCUGGAGGUGGACGCAGCGCUGCUUCGCUCGGCUCCCAACGACGGGCGCUGCUCUCGCUGCCGCCCGCUCUCCUACAAGCUGUCGCGCUCGCCGCCGUUCCACCCGCGCGGGCAGGUGGUCGUCGACGGACCAUCGCGCAGCUUUGUGGACAGGUCCGUGGAGCCGGGAGCGACGUACGUGUACCAGGUGGCCGUCUCGACGACGUACGGCGACUCGCAGCCCUCGCCGCCGCUCGUCUACACGCACGGGAGCCCCUACUGUGGGGACGCUGCGAUGCACGGGAGCACCGAGGAGUGCGAUGACGGAAACCUGACGGACGGCGAUGGAUGCAGCAGCACUUGUCACGUGGAGGCCAGCUUUGUUUGCAGAGGACAACCCAGCGAAUGCUACGUCAAAUCGUUCGGGGAUCAGGAUGAUUUCGACGACACCGACGACGCCGUCGUGGAGAGCGAAAAGGGAGCGAGCGUCGGCUGGAAGGACUCGCGCUGCUCCGGGGGGCAGGCCAGGGGCGGCAUGGGCUCGUGCCUGGCGAUGGUGAACCAGGAGGUGCCGGUGGGCGAGCGGUGGGCCGCGAGCGUGACGGCGUCGCACGAGAGCAAGACGCACUGCCCGGCCCGCGCUGUCGUCGGCCCACCCGCCAACCCCGAGCUGUGUGUGAGGGACCCUCUGGAGCUGCCCAACGGGGUGGCGGGCUGGGCCUGGUACCCGUGCAAUCAGUCUCUCGCUGGCCCGGGCCACGCGGAGCCGCAGGGCCCGCAAGACGCGCCCAGCAUCCCCGGUGGCGCCGUGCAGCCCGCAGGCACACACGCUGCCACGGACUCGCGGGGCGAACCCGAGGCCUUCUGGCUCAAAGCUUACUUCCUCCACCCAAUGCAAGUCCUGGCGGUCGUUGUGCACUUAGCGAGCGACGGCUCCGGCGCCGCUGUUGGGGAAUCCAACUCGAUGAAGGUUUUCCUCAUUGACGCUCAUGACCGGAACCACAGUGUCGGCGUCUACAAACUGAGCUGCCGCGAUAACCCACUGGUGAUUCCCGUGGGACUCGGGGUGACCGGACGAGCGGGCAGGAGGCGUCGCCGGGCCAAGGCGGUGCUGCUGCACGUGUCCUCGCGUCUCGUCGCUGUGUCCGGCGUGGCGAUGCGACCCGUGUCCCAGAAGCUCUCCUCCACCUCCUCCUCUUCCACCUCCUCCACCUCGUCUUCCACCUCCUCCUCCACCUCCGGGAGAGAGGACGAGGAACUGGCGCACAUCUGCCCCGCCGGCGAAACGUACAGCCACAGCCUCAAGAGGUCAAGGGUUCGCUUCGAGUGCGUCAAUGCUGCUGACAUUACGCACUCCCAGAAGGCCGUGGGGCUGUUGGGUGCACCUUGCGACGAGUGCAGCACCUGCCUCCCGCUGCUGGUGGCUAACGGCACGGUGCGGUGCGAGGACGCCGGCAGCCGGUGCGAGGUCCUCUGCGGCAAGGGGCACGAAGCGAGUGUGGACGGACAACCCGCGGUGGACAAGAAGCAGCAUCAGGUGGGAGUGGCCUGCGUGGCGGGCCGAUGGAAUAAGCGCGUUGCCUGCCUGCCCGUCGAUUGCGGUGUCCCGAGAUCGCACCUCGUGUACCACGCCGACUUCAGCUACCCCCACGGGACGAGCUACGGUGCCCGCAGCACCUUCGUCUGCCGCCCACCCGCCAUACUGCAAGGUGCGAGCGCCGACCUGCGGUGCCAGGAGGACGGGCUGUGGUCCCUGCCGGAGGCGUACUGCCAGCUGACGUGCCGGGCCCCGCCGCCCAUGCCCAACGCCGUGGCGCGCACCGACCGCUGCAAACACGACGGCCAGAAAGUCGGCUCCUCCUGCAAGUACCGUUGCAAGCCCGGAUACCACGUGCUGCUUACCAGUCGCAAGGUGUUCAAGGUGAAGUGCACGGAGGAGGGCCACUGGGAGGAGGGCGGCUGCGUGCCCGUGCAGUGCCCUCCGCUGCCGCUGGUGCUGCACGGCUCCUACACGUGCACGCACCGCUUCCAGUUCGGCUCCCGCUGCUGGGUCAACUGCAGCACCGGAAACCCCAGCAAGGGCCACAAAGUGAUCGAGUGCAGAAAGAACGGACGCUGGAGUGGUGAACUGCAGCUGUGCCCGCACGUGCAGGGCGAAUGCACCACCCCGGACCCUCCGUUCAUCAUCGAAUUCGACUGCCCUACUGGAUAUGGAAUAGGAUCCGUGUGCAAGCCAACCUGCCUGAUCCCACAGAGCGACUCCGUCUUGCUCCCUGAGAAUGUCACCCUCCCGGAGAACGUCACCGCCCUGUCGCUGCCGUACUGGACACUCCCCACCAAAGUUGAGGAGAUCGUCUGCACGGGGAAGAAGGAGUGGCACCCCCCACCACAUGCCAUCUACUGCUUCCAAAAUUGCGAGUUAUGGGUCGGAGAUGGGUACUGUGAUCCGAUGAACAACAACGCCUACUGCCACUACGACGGAGGGGAUUGUUGCGAUUCCACAUCCACCUCCAAACAGGUGAUCACCUUUCCAGACAAUUGUGACCGCAAGAAGGAGUGCGCCUGUCGUGACCCCUCCGCUAAAGAGAAUGCACAGAAGCGGCGGGCGCGCCUUGGGGGAGGAGGGUUCCGAUAGAGGGGACAACAGGGGGGGUGGGGGGGGGAGGUGGGGUGGAGUUGGGGGGGGGGGCAUUCCAAGCAUCACUGCUGCUGCUGCUGAUUUUAUUUCCUAUUUAAAGACAGCUUUUAAGAAAAACGAACAAAAAAAAACAAAAACAACAAAGAAAAAAAACAGAAAAACUUACGGAAAAAACUAAAAAAAUACAGACGCCAUGAGCUCUGCCUCCUCGUUGCAAACAGCAACUCAGGAAUUUUUCCAUCACCAGUCGCCUUCAAUUGAGCAUAUCAUUCAGGAACAAGGACGCUGAAAAUAAUAUGACCUCACAAACUAUCCGAUACAAUGUCUUCCACAACCUCCGUGAAGCCGUGCAUUGGUUUACCGCAGACUUCAGUCAAAAUUUGUCAUCGUUUUUUUUAUUGUUAUUUGAACAAAGUGUGCAUUCUACAGCUCUCCAGUGGCUCCUCGGGUUGUAGCGUGCGCGCGUGGCGUGCUGUUCAGCGGUCACGUCUGACGUUUCACUCCACGUGCUUGGAGCUUCCUCGGCGAAUUUGAAGAUUCCAUCAAAAUGGUUUCUACAUUUGGUAUUUGCGGCGCGUCGUUCUUGGAGCACAAGGCUGUUUCACAGACUAGCAUAGUCUGCGAUUGCUUUACAGUCAGUCGGAGGUGAUAUCGCCAUGCAGUUUUAACCAAUUAGUUGAUGUGCAACACAUUUAAACAUUUGGCAAAUUUAGGGAUCUUUAACGUCCUCCUACGAAGAAAACGAUGCAUUUAUUUUCGGUCAAUACACCCGCAGUAUUAAUCAGGGUGGCCGCUGGGAUCCGAACCGCGAACCUGUGCAACAAUGUGGCAAACGCGCGACCGCCCGGGCAUCGUCGACACCCAGAGUUUCAAUUUUUUGUAAUUUUUAUUUUAAAUCUGUACGUUGCCGGGAGCUUCUUCGAGUCGCCGAUGCUCCCGGUCGCUCGCGUGGAGCGAAACGUCGGACGGUCGUAGCGCCGUGUCCGAAUGACGCGCCACAUGAAGAAAGUCAUCGGAGAGCAGCAACAACGUCUACACGGCAGGGGGCGGGGGGGAACCCCGCACAAGUGUGCGGUCUGUCGAGCCUGCCCCAUUCCUCCAAAGCAAGCAUUCCUGCCUAUGCAUCAGCAUCAUUGCAACUCACUUUGUUUUUGUUGGUGUUCAUAAAAGAAGGAAAGAAAAAAAAUGCAUAUCGUAUACUCACGCUGCUCUGUGGGACAACUUUUGGCAAGCAUGGUGUAUUGGAAAAAGCCAGUCUGUGGCGUAUAUUUGCAAUAGUGCUUAAAGUUGUCUCGAUUUCUAUUUGUGCUGCUUAAAUAUUUUAAUCUGAUAUGUAUACCUAUAGAAAAAAAAAACUGUUGAAUUCCCCACAUGAAUAAGAAAUCUAGGGGGAAAUUUCCAAACUAUAACAUUUAAUAUAAAUAUAUACGUUUUUCGUACAAAAAGCAUAAAAUGUAUACAUUAAUAUAUAAAAAAAAUCAAUUUCCCAUUGCUACUACCAAAAUUGCGAUAUCAAUCAAUAUAUCGAUGCGUAGACUGGUCCUACGGCGAUUCAUCGAAAUUUUGUAAACAUAUCAAUUCCUAAUGCAACAAAUAAACAAACAAAAUUACAAUUUGCUGCCCAUUAUGCAUAGCGGGGCACUGUACCCCCUGCGUCCCCCCAACCCCUCCACCUUUAAAGUAGCAGACAAAUUUGUCAGCAAAGUAAUUUUCCAAUUUUUGCAGCCAUUUUAAAGUGAAACACCAUCAGCAGUGAUAUUAGUUGAGAAGAAAAACAUUUGAAAUGAGACGAUACGUUUCCCUUUACAGCAUUUCCCUCGUUAUUCGCGAGGGAAACGUCGCGAAAACAUCCUCGUGAAGAGCAAAUUUCGCGCGUGACAUUGGCCUACGACAUCCUAUCUUUUUUUUAUUAUUUCCCCAAGUUAACACGUAAAUAAGCUAUUGCAUACGUGAAAAUUAUCUCAUCACUUUCUCUCGAUGCAGUCAGAGUGCCAGAUGCGAUCAGCAGAUAGCCAGAAUCGCGAAGAGCAAGUUUCUGAAUAACGAGGGGAUAACUGUACUGAACUUCUAUGCUGUCGUACAACUUCUAGGUUUGUAGUAUUACUGCGAGCCAUCGUUUCUCUGCAACUCCCUUCAAAUGUGUGCUGCUUCUCUUUCUUGCCAGUUAGCAGACUUUACAUGCUUGUGACGUGCGUCUCAAUACUGUUUGCGAAAAUACCAUGAAACAGGAUACCGUGCAAACGGAGAAGCGUGCCAUGCACAAGACCUUAAUGUUUCAGCAGCGGUCUGCUGCUGCUGCUGCUACGCUUGCACAAUUGUGGCAAUCGUUUUGCCUGGUUAUCAGUGCAAUAACUGUGCACAGGAGUGUUUUUAAAUGGCACAGUUGCGGUAUUCUGAGAAUCUUUUUUUUUCGCCUGCACUUUUGCACCCAUGUAAAGUCUACGUUUGUGUUAUCAUGCCAAAACGAGAUGAGCCUCUGAGUUUUUGUUGUUUUGAAACAACGUUAACAAAACCUAGUUUCACGAGGGGGGGGGGGUCGGGUGGGGGCCUCUUUGAGCUAAAAAGUAAAAUCGUCACCUCCGUUCAAUUUGAUCUAUUGCAGUUGCCUGCGCUGACAAUUUAUUUGUUUGUCGGAGAACUUACACUCAAAAACUACGAGCACCUGCUUAUCUUUGUACUCGAGCUACCGUCUGUUACGGUCCGCCCCACAAACGUGGCAGACAAAAUUGAAGAAUACUUUCAGUUUUUUCGGUAAAGUCACGUAGGUUAAAAAUGAAAUUAAAAUUAAUAAAAAUAAAAUAAUAAAAAUCACGACAUUUCGGAGGGAACACAAGUCUCCGUCAUCAGGUGGGACGGUCACAGCUGAAUUUGCUGUAUCAAGUGAGGCAGGGAUUCCAAGAUGCAAGUUCUUAAAUACAAGUUUAAAAAAAUAAAUUGAAGAACCAAACGAUAACGAAGUUGCUGCUGCUGCUUGUCACUUCCUCCUGCUCUUUGCGUUCAUUUUUGACUUAUUUUUUAGCUGAACAGGCCCCGUAGCAAAAUGGAUUGCCCCACGAGGUGCGACAUUCAGCUCUGCCCAUAUCCGUUGGAACACUUUGGCGGGGUUGCAUCACUGCCACACCGCCGGUUUACAUUCUCGGUACAAAAACCGUGAACGGGGAUGUAACCUGAAUGACCUCAUCACUAUGUUUUGAAGUAUUUUUUUUGGUUUGUUUGUUACGUAUAUUUUUUUUAUCUUUUUUUUUUUACACACAAAUAUCGUAUUACUUCAUGUACGCUGUGUUUUGUAUGUAUUGCUGAUGUAGUGAACGUGUGAUGGCAGUAACCGACACCAUCACGCAACUCACCAACCGACAUACGACAUAUCAGCAAAAGUUACAGGCGGGGGACGGGGGCGGGGGCAACAGCAAUUCCCUUUUCCUAUUAAGAGCAGUCUCUAAUCCCGUGGGUGGCCUGUUCACUUCAUCAUUCAAGUUAAAAGAAAAAAAGGGGGGUCAGUAUUUGCCGAGAGACACAUAAAAAGAAUACCGUUUUGAGUGUGUGAGUGAGUAAGUGGUUGUAAAAAUUGUUUUCCUGUUAUGUUUUGUUUUUAUCGUAGACUUGUUAUUUUUUCCCUGGUGAGCUCGGAGUUUGCACAGCAUAAGCACAAGCUCCGGGUCACUUUGUUUUUGCUGCUACAAAAGAACAAAACAAUUUUUUUUUCAAGAAAAAAAUAUUUUUUGGGUGGAUGCGAGCUUGGACUGCUUCCAACAAAACCUCUCCUCUCUCUCUCUCCAUUCUCCUCGACGACGUGCGUCUCAAUAUCUCCCUACAAAAAAUAAAUCAGUCGUGACGUUUACUUAGAUUCUGAUGUGCAUGGGUAAUAACAGUAAUCUUCCGUCAAAAACAACAAAACAUAUACCUCUCCAUCAUGGACUCACCGAUCCUGCUGCUGCGAGAUAAUUUUGUACCUGUUUUUGUAUAUUUUUUUGCUUGCCAACGAUCGAUGAACAUCAUUGGAUCAUCAGCCACUUUUACAAUUCAACAGGUUUGGUUUGUUUUAUCCUCAAAGUCCUUUCCCACUGAGAAGCGUGCAAAUAUCUAAAUGGUCGCAAACGAAUUUGUUCGGUUGUAGGAACUAACCAGGAAAUAUCUCUGGCUCGGUUACCGCCGUAUUCUGCUUUGAUGCAUGCCCCUCAUCCAUAAGUACAUGGGGCCAAUUUUGGCACUCGUAAAAUGUUAUAUUUUCCCACUCUGUCCCAUCUUAAUCAAAUUUGGUUUUGCCGGUGACAUGAACAUGUUACGCUCAUGUAAAUAUGCCUUCGUCCAGCAGUGGAUUGAACAUGGCUGCUGCUAAUUAUGAACUUCCACAGACCUCGGAAAAGACAUUUCAUAACAAUUCGGAUAAAUCUCGCUAAAUUGUAUAAAUUUAUUUUGUAAAGUCGAUAAAACAAAAUACAUGUUAUAUUUUUUUUUUACGCAGAUUUGUACGUGCCAUUUCAAACCACGUGAGUUGAUAUUUCAUAGGUUUUCACAGUGGGAAUGGACUUAUUCCGCUGCUAUACUCCAUUUGGUAAAAACGUCAUGAACAUUCGCUGGACACACGAUGCCAACAGAUCUACUGUACUGUAGCUGCCUCUGUUGUUUUUAAAAAAAAUAUUGAUGAGUUUUUUUACAACGCUCUCUCUUCUGUCGUGACUUUGGUCAUUAUUUAUACACAACCCACUGCAUAGAUGUACAUAAUACUGUAUAUUUAUUACUACUAUUACGACAAAACUCACUGUGUUAAUUUAUACGGUUAAAUAAAUAAAAAAAGCAAGACAGUGCUAAUGUAUAAAGUUUUUCUCAUACAGAAGCUGCUGUGUUGACCUUGCUUGAGCUGCUGCUGCUGGCCUUGAUCAAAAUAUUUGUUUUGUUUCCCUUUGUUAUUUUUCUUGUUGUUAAAUCGUUGAUGUGCAGCAAAAUCUUUAGUUUACGUCUCGUAUUACAUUUAAAGGCUAAAACCCGUUUCCUUGUAGAUUAGUAUCGAGAUGCUUUGCGCCGCCCGGUGGUGUGGGGAGUCUUGUGUGUGUGGGUAGCGAUGGCAUGACUUUGUCUUGUGUUUGUGCACGGGAGAUGCACAGCUGGCUAGCCCAAGCUUUCAAGUGGAGUUUGCAAAAUGCCCUCUCACUCCAUCCACCCACCCCCGACUUCAUCAUAUCGUGUGUCUGUGUUUGUUAGUCGCGCAAGGAAAUCAUCGUCAUCGUCAUCGUCAAUGGCAUUAUGGGUCAACAGUUUAGUCGGCAAAACGUUAUGACCGUUCAUCAAUACAUCAGUUACGAGUUACUCGGUCCCAAAUCAAACGACACAGAACAGAAACAAACCAAUCGGCAACACCGACAAAAAAAAGAGCAGUGUUUCAUCACUUUUCCAUUUAGCAUAUAUUUAAAUAUAUGUAGAAAUAAUAAUAACGAUAAUAAUUGUAUCACUUAGAAGACAAUAGGCAUAUGUGGGUCUGUGUUUUUAUCACUGUUAUGUAUGUAAGAGUUAAACAUAACAUGAUAAACAUUACAAUUACUAAUUUACUUAAAGAGGAAAUAUAAUAAAUCAUCCACUUGAAAGAAAUGCGUGUGGUGUGUAUAACCUUUUAUAUGUUGUUCGCUAUUCAAGGUUAGUUUUUUUUUCCUUUUAAUAAGAAAUUGGAAUCUGUGCAUAGCGUAUAUUAUUAAUGCAAAGGCCGAUGUGUUAUUAAGUCUGUGAUGUUAUUCUCAAACUACAUAUUACCCACGUAUAAUCUCUUGCCCCUGUAAUUGGCAAAUUAAAACAACAAUAAUAAACUGUGAUGUAACGUG